Chelonoidis abingdonii (Abingdon island giant tortoise) is the source of this 1632-nucleotide messenger RNA. RefSeq names its product potassium voltage-gated channel subfamily A member 10 (gene KCNA10). Gene Ontology annotation, biological process: potassium ion transmembrane transport; action potential; protein homooligomerization. Gene Ontology annotation, molecular function: protein binding; delayed rectifier potassium channel activity. The record is from RefSeq and is a predicted model, not a curated record. NCBI's taxonomy places the organism in Eukaryota, Metazoa, Chordata, Testudines, Testudinidae. Gene Ontology annotation, cellular component: voltage-gated potassium channel complex; membrane.
AUGAUGGAAGUGUCCAGUUUGAAGGAGAUGGAGGUGGCACUAGUCAGUUUCAACAACACUGAUGAGAUAAUGGAAGAUCCCUGUUAUUCAAACGACUUCAGCACUGCUGCCCAAUUACAGAAGGGGCACCCCAGCUGUGCCAGCCUCUUACCCCACUGGAGAAUCCUCCUCAACAGUGAGAACACCAACGAGACCAUUUUCUCCAAGUUCUCUGCUGAGUUCAGUGAGCACCUGAUGGGGGAGCAGGAGGGCAUGGACGAGGGUGAACAGAGAGUCAUCAUCAACAUUGCUGGGCUGAGGUUUGAGACGCAGCUCAAAACCCUCGAUCAGUUCCCGGAGACGCUACUCGGGGACCCGGAGAAGCGGAUGCGCUACUUUGACUCCAUGAGAAACGAGUAUUUCUUUGACAGGAACAGGCCCAGUUUCGAUGGGAUCCUCUAUUACUACCAGUCCGGUGGGAAAAUCCGGCGCCCAGCCAAUGUCCCCAUAGACAUCUUUGCCGAUGAAAUCAUCUUCUAUGAACUGGGCAAUGAAGCCAUGGACCAGUUCAGGGAAGAUGAAGGUUUCAUCAAGGACCCUGAGACUCUUCUGCCCACUAAUGACUUUCACAGGCAGUUCUGGCUGCUGUUUGAGUACCCCGAAAGUUCCAGUGCGGCCAGGGGCGUGGCUUUGGUCUCAGUCUUGGUCAUCGUUAUUUCCAUCAUCAUCUUCUGUGUGGAGACCUUGCCUGAGUUCAGGGAGGAACGGGAGUUCAAGGCCAUCAAGGAUGCCACUAACAACUUGACCAAAGCGAACCUGGCCCCGAGCACCUUCACGGACCCCUUCUUUGUCAUAGAGACAGCCUGCAUCAUCUGGUUCUCGUUUGAGCUCUUCGUCAGAUUCGUGGUCUGCCCCAGCAAGGCUGCGUUCUUCAGGAACAUCAUGAACAUCAUCGACAUUGUGUCCAUCAUUCCCUACUUCGUGACACUCAUUACUGAGCUGGUCCAGCAGAGCGAACAAAAUGGGCAGCAGAAUAUGUCCCUGGCGAUACUGAGGAUCAUCCGCCUGGUCCGGGUUUUCCGCAUCUUCAAGCUCUCGCGGCAUUCCAAAGGCCUGCAGAUCCUGGGGCAGACCCUCAAGGCCAGCAUGAGAGAGCUGGGCUUGCUCAUCUUCUUCCUCUUCAUUGGAGUCAUCCUCUUCUCCAGCGCCAUCUACUUUGCAGAGGUGGACGAGCCACAGUCUCAUUUCUCUAGCAUCCCUGAUGGGUUCUGGUGGGCCGUGGUCACCAUGACAACUGUCGGCUACGGAGACAUGUGCCCUACCACAUUGGGUGGGAAGAUAGUGGGGACCCUGUGUGCGAUUGCGGGGGUAUUAACCAUCGCGCUCCCUGUCCCAGUCAUCGUCUCCAACUUUAACUAUUUCUACCACAGGGAGACAGAGAAUGAGGAGAAGCAGAUUCUACCCAGGGAAGUGGAGAAAAUACUUACCAGUGUGGCUGCAGCCAAUGGCAGCAUGGAGUCCUUGAACAAAACCAAUGGGGGUUCUGACCAUGACAAGCCCAGGAAAUGAUGACAGAUCAUGGGCUUGAAGGGACUGCCUGGUAUCAGAAUGGAUUUGAUAAAUGAAUUGGGUGUAAACCAUCAGCACUCUGUA